Messenger RNA from Astyanax mexicanus (Mexican tetra), 3498 nucleotides. RefSeq names its product early growth response 1 (gene egr1). The record is from RefSeq and is a predicted model, not a curated record. The coding region runs from base 612 to 2183 and encodes 523 amino acids. The transcript is spliced from 2 exons. Gene Ontology annotation, molecular function: RNA polymerase II cis-regulatory region sequence-specific DNA binding; DNA-binding transcription factor activity, RNA polymerase II-specific. NCBI's taxonomy places the organism in Eukaryota, Metazoa, Chordata, Actinopteri, Characiformes, Acestrorhamphidae. Gene Ontology annotation, biological process: regulation of transcription by RNA polymerase II.
CUCUGAGCAGAGCAAGAGCAGAGAACCCAAGCGACUCAACAUCAAGGCUAGACAGCAGAUAAUAUACAUUAGGCAGUAGGCAACCCACUGCGAUAUAGCAUACACACACACACACCUACACACACAUACAAACCGAACUCAACUCAAGUGAACUCAACUCAAAAACAACAAGUAAUCACCUUGAAAAAAAAGGCUGAUAAGAACUUGACUGGACCAAAACAAGCAACAAAUACUAACAGGGUCCACAGUCAAAAAAUUCAACUCUGAACUAUUGACAACUCCGGCUACCGCGACUCUUAGGGAAUGGUCAGCACCGGCACACCUUGAUUUAUUCUCAGUCAUUGGUUCUGAGAAAAGAAGAGAAGUGGAUGUUCAUACUUUUCUGGACCGAGACGAGCCUUCCUGGAGCCUGCAAGCUCUAGAAGAGACAGUGAGGAGAGAUAGGAGGAGGAGAAGAAGAACAACAACAAGAAAAAGAAGAGGCGAUCACAGCAUCUUCCUUUUCGUUCGUUCUCAUCCCACAGGGGCUUGCUGGGGAUCUCUCUCUCUCUCCACCUCUCUGCACUCGUUCACUGUUCUGCACUCAGACUCUGCACACAGACUCCACAGAGAUGGCUGCAGCCAAGACAGAGCUCCUGCCUGCCCUGCAGAUCUCGGACCCCCUGAGCUUCCCCCACUCGCCCAUGGAUAGCUACCCUAAGCUGGAGGAGAUGAUCAUGCUCAACUCGGCGGGGACCCCCUUCCUCAACGCCUCCGUGCCUGAGGGCACAUGCUUCAGCGGGGAAGCGGGGGAGCAGUACGACCACCUGACUGGAGACACUAUUUCUGAAAUUGCCAUCAACUGCGAGAAGCUGCCUGAGCAGGGUUACCCCACCCAGAGGCUGCCCCCCAUCUCCUACACAGGGCGCUUCACCCUCGAACCUGCCACCAACUGCAGCAACAGCCUAUGGGCGGAGCCUCUCUUCAGCCUGGUCAGCGGCUUGGUGGGCAUCAACCCACCCCCUGCCUCAAUUCCCUCCUCUUCGGCUUCCCUGGCCACUCCUUCUUCGGCCACUUCGUCUUCCACCCCCUCUUCCUCGUCCUCCUCUGCCUCAUCUUCUUCCUCAUCCUCGACAGCAUCUGCGCUGAGCUGCUCUGUCCAUCACAGUGAGCCCAACCCCAUCUACUCAGCCGCUCCCACCUACUCAAGUGCCAGCCCUGACAUCUUCCCUGAGCCAGGCUCUGGCUUCCCCUCGGCAGUGACCAGCAGCUCCUUGCCAUACCCACCCCCAGCCUACCCUGGUGGCAAGGCCUGCAGCACCAGCUUUCCUGUGCCCAUGAUUCCUGACUACCUGUUCCCCCAGCAGCAAGGUGAAAUCAGCCUGGUGCCACCUGACCAGAAACCCUUCCAGACACAGGCAGGUCAGCAGCCAUCCCUCACGCCACUGUCCACCAUCAAAGCCUUUGCCACACAGACUGGCUCACAGGACCUGAAGGGUGUCUACCCAUCGCAGCUGAUCAAGCCUGGCCGCGUCCGCAAGUAUCCCAACAGGCCAAGCAAGACACCCCCUCACGAGCGGCCCUACGCCUGCCCAGUGGAGACGUGCGACCGGCGCUUCUCUCGCUCUGAUGAGCUGACACGCCACAUUCGCAUCCACACAGGCCAGAAGCCCUUCCAGUGCCGCAUCUGCAUGCGCAACUUCAGUCGCAGUGACCACCUGACAACGCACAUUCGCACACACACAGGCGAGAAGCCAUUCGCCUGUGAGAUCUGCGGCCGCAAGUUCGCCCGCAGUGACGAGCGCAAGCGCCACACCAAGAUUCACCUGCGGCAGAAAGACAAGAAGGCAGAGAAGACGGCUGCUGCCGCUGCUGCAGUGGCCCAGAACACCUCAAUCACCUCAGUUUCCAUCUCAGUCCCCUCACCUGCAUCCAGCUACCCUUCUCCCAUCGCUUCCUACCCUUCUCCGGUCUCCUCCUUCCCCUCCCCAGUGGCCUCAUGCUACUCCUCCCCAGUCCACACCUCCUACCCUUCCCCCUCCAUCGCCACCACAUACCCCUCAGUCUCCAGCACCUUCCAGACGCAAGUGGCCACCUCCUACCCCUCCUCUGUGGCCAGCAACAUCUACAGCUCACCCGUCACCACCCCAAUGACCGACAUUCAGGCAGCCACGCUCUCCCCACGGACAGCAGACAUCUGCUGAGACUCUGCCCCAGUCCUCAAACCUCGGAGAAGCCCCCACUCCUCCAUCAACUUCAGCUCCUGUCUGAGAGGGACAGAAAGCGUCAUGGACUUGUCAAUCCCCCUCUCUGCAAAAAAAGCACUUUUCUCUCUGCACUCUUUGCGAGGUUCAGUUACGCAAACGGUCAAGCACUCAGCAAAGACGUUUGCAGACAAAAAAGGGAUGUUUUCUUUGGUCUCGCUCUCUCGCCGCAAAAUCCCUUCCGUUUAAACGAGGCAUUCAAGACUUUAAGAAGGACAAAAAAGAAGCAACAGGCUUUGGCAAGUUUCUUUGUUUUCCUCUGACUGUACACGUAUAGCCGUACAAGCAACGAGCAGAAAGGACUGUAUGUUGUAAUCUAAUGCCUGCAGGUUUCAAGCUCAAACGCCCUCACUAGGCAGGAGUACAUUUACAAAAAGACAUUUGAGUAAUAUACAUAAGCUAUAGUAUAUGUAUAUUGUACAUGUGCCAUGUUUGAGUUUUUUUGUUUUUACUUUUUAGUACCAUUGUUGUGAAAAUUGAUUUGAAUAUUUGCAUUGUAUUAUUCUAAAUUGAGCAGGGCCAUAUUUUAUACAUUCUGUAGUACGUAGUGAAAAUGCUGUGAUAAGUUUUUUGACUUUGUUUGGAUAAAAGCACUUAAGUAUUCUGACGCAUGUGUAAGAGUGAUGUUACUUUCUCUUAUUUUGUAAAUAUCAUCCACUGGUACUAUUCCUCUCUCUCUCUCUCUCUCUCUCUCUCUUAAAUCUCAAAUGUGACAACAGCAGUCUGUUUAACAGAGGGGGAAAAUAAUGGAAAAAAAGACAAAAACAUCAACAACAGAUCUUCAAAUUUUUCGGUGCCUUUUGAGAAGCCUUGCAGAUGUUUUGACAGAUAUACGCGAGAGUGGAUGCUUUGCAUCUAGCCUUAAGGUGUAAGGGAUUUUUUUUCUCUUUUAUUUUCUUUGUUUGGAAAGUCAUUUCAAGGAACGAAGGGAAAGAAUACGAGGGCACUGCAUCAUGUUUUUUGGGAUGUAAGCAAAAAAACUAUAUUUUUGUAACUGAAAUGUACAUAUCUACAGGAGUUGGAAUGCUGUAGUUACCUACUGAGUAGGCAUGGGAAUUUUUUGUAUGUUAUUUACAUGCAGUCCAUUAUUUUGUUGUUAUUUUUAUUUUGUAUUUGUGUUUGUUCAGAAAAAAAGUGACUGUUUAUGGCUUCUAAACACAUUGAAUGCGCUUAACUGCCAAUGGGAUAUUUGGUGUACAAGAUAUCCUUUUCCUGAACGAAAACAUAAAUAAAAUAUAAAUAUAUAUAUGUUCAA